This is a messenger RNA of Hemicordylus capensis (graceful crag lizard), 531 nucleotides long. Its product is annotated as LIM/homeobox protein Lhx2-like. Gene Ontology annotation, cellular component: nucleus. Gene Ontology annotation, biological process: neuron differentiation; regulation of transcription by RNA polymerase II. The record is from RefSeq and is a predicted model, not a curated record. Lineage: Eukaryota; Metazoa; Chordata; Lepidosauria; Squamata; Cordylidae. The transcript has a single exon. Gene Ontology annotation, molecular function: DNA-binding transcription factor activity, RNA polymerase II-specific; RNA polymerase II transcription regulatory region sequence-specific DNA binding. The coding region runs from base 1 to 531 and encodes 176 amino acids.
AUGGUGAUGCGGGCGCGGGACCUGGUCUACCACCUGAACUGCUUCGCCUGCUCCACGUGCGCCAAGAUGCUGACCACGGGCGACCACUUCGGCAUGAAGGACAGCCUGGUCUACUGCCGGCUGCACUUCGAGGCACUCCUGCAGGGCGAGUACCAGCUGCACUUCAACCACGCCGAGGGGGCGGCCGGCAAAGGCAUCCCUGCCGCGCUGGGCGCCUCGGCCGCACUGGGACUGCCUUACUACAACGGCGUGGGCACCGUGCAGAAGGGCCGGCCCAGGAAGAGGAAGAGCCCGGGGCCCGGCACCGACCUGGCGGCCUACAACACAGGUGAGGGCCACGGCAGGAAGUGGCGACGGGUGCCCCGACUGAGGGGGUGCGAUCCAGGCUGCAGGCUGGCUGGGGGAGGCACCGGGGUCCCCUGCGGAGCAUCUCAUCUGCGCUUCUUCCUAGGGGGUGCGCUUGCGCUUGGAAGGGCUUUUGGAGGCUCUCAGGAGUUGGGCAUCUCGGCUUUCUGCGUGCCACCGGGUUAG